AUGAAUAGUGGAAACGGGCAGCUUGCAGUGCCACCAGGCUUCAGAUUCCACCCCACUGAAGAAGAGCUUCUAUACUAUUACUUAAGGAAAAAGGUGGCUUAUGAAGCUAUUGAUCUCGACGUUAUACGAGAUGUGGACCUCAACAAACUUGAACCUUGGGAUCUUAAUGAUAAAUGUAGAAUUGGAAGUGGCCCUCAAAAUGAAUGGUAUUUCUUCAGUCACAAAGACAAGAAGUACCCUACAGGAACUCGAACCAAUCGAGCAACUACUGCUGGAUUCUGGAAGGCUACAGGAAGAGAUAAAGCCAUUCAUCUUAGCAAUUCAAAGAGGAUUGGAAUGAGGAAAACACUAGUUUUUUACACUGGAAGAGCACCUCAUGGCCUCAAGACUGAUUGGAUCAUGCACGAGUAUCGACUUGAUGAUGACACCUCUGAUGUUCAGGAAGAUAGCUGGGUUGUUUGCAGGGUCUUCAAGAAAAAAAACCUCUACAAAUGCAAUAACAUCCCUUCUGAUCAAAUCCUCCCUCAAGAAACCAAUCUCAAUCUCUUCAAAGCUCCACCAUGCCCCAACUCAUUUCCCCAACCCCAAACUCACCCUUCAUUUGAUCACUUCUCCUUUCUCAGCAACAACCACAACAACAACAACACAAUGCAUCUUCCUCAGCUUCUCAGCUCCGAUCAGUCCUCGGCUGCCAUGCCGCCGCCUCCUCCUUCAUCUCUCCCAUUGACCUCGAGUGCUCUCACAAUCUCAUGA
Dendrobium catenatum is the source of this 753-nucleotide messenger RNA. Its product is annotated as NAC domain-containing protein 76-like. NCBI's taxonomy places the organism in Eukaryota, Viridiplantae, Streptophyta, Magnoliopsida, Asparagales, Orchidaceae. Gene Ontology annotation, biological process: regulation of DNA-templated transcription. The record is from RefSeq and is a predicted model, not a curated record. Gene Ontology annotation, molecular function: DNA binding.